Molecule: messenger RNA, 1203 nt
Organism: Halichondria panicea
Lineage: Eukaryota; Metazoa; Porifera; Demospongiae; Suberitida; Halichondriidae
Product: BTB/POZ domain-containing protein 10-like
Exons: 8
Coding region: 113-1096 (327 amino acids)
Biological process (GO): positive regulation of phosphorylation
Cellular component (GO): cytoplasm
Source: RefSeq, a predicted model, not a curated record
CACGGAAAGUGUGUGCAUUCAAAUAAACAAAUUGAAACAUUAAUUAGUACUGAAAGAACGAUGUCCACAAGGCCUAGGCUGGCUUGUCUGAUCUAAGCUAUAGCUGGAGGUGAUGAGUCGAAUGCCCUCCUUUGCUCAGAGGACGGACAGUGCUAGUGGACCACAUCACUCUCCUCAAGCUGAGUAUAUGGAUCCCCCAAUGACUGUGACCUAUGAGCGUCCCAAGCCUCGUCAUCGUGGCCCACCUGUGUGGGGGGAGAGAGACAAGGUGGUCUUAUUAGUGGACAAUAAGAGGUUCUCUAUCUGCCCCCUCCUCCUCACUAGAGAACCCAACACAAUGCUUGGCAGGAUGUUUGGGUCUGCCAUGGAUCUGCGGACCAAUGAGAAUGGCGAGUAUGAAGUGGCCAAGGGAGUCGCUGCUCCACUCUUCAAGGCUAUACUAGAGUACUACAAGAGUGGGAUUGUGACGUGUCCUCCAUCAGAGUCUCUCCAAGAGUUGCGUGAAUCGUGUGAUUAUCUCAUGAUCCCAUUCACUGAGAAGACCAUUCGAACUACCAAUCUCUGUGAUCUGCUGAAUGAGCUGUCUAAUGAUGGAGCCAAGAGUCAGUUUGAGAGGUACCUAAGAGACCAGCUCAUGCCCGUCAUGGUCCAGUGUGCCAAGAAAGGAGAGAGGGAGUGUCAGAUUGUUAUUCUGAUGGAAGAUGACAUCAUUGACUGGGAUGACCAACACCCUCCCUCCAUGGGAGAGGAGAGGAUACAACGGGUUACCAACACGGACUUGUACUGCUUCUUCAAAUACUUUGAGAAUAGAGACAUAGCUAAAGAAGUGCUUCGGGAGAAAGGACUUAAGAAGAUACGUAUUGGCAAUGAAGGGUAUCCUACCACUAAGGAAAAGGUCAGAGUUCGUCAAUCGACUGGGCGAACUGAAGUUGUCUACAACUAUGUGCAGCGACCAUUCAUUCGUGUUUCUUGGGAGAAGGAGGAAGCAAAGAGUCGACAUGUAGACUUCACUACAGUCAAGAUAAAGACAGAUAUUGCACCCGACGCUGAGGCUGCCACUCUACUGUCAGGAAAUGAGGACAACUUUGAGUACUAAGAACCCUCUCUUUUGUUUUUACUUCAUCUUGUUAAUCUCACACUCUGCCAUCAUUGGUACAAUAUAUUUCAUUUGUAAUAAAUGAUUAUAUCGGUACAGUACAGAAA